Messenger RNA from Gastrolobium bilobum, 537 nucleotides. RefSeq lists its product as uncharacterized. The coding region runs from base 1 to 537 and encodes 178 amino acids. Gene Ontology annotation, molecular function: nucleic acid binding; zinc ion binding. NCBI's taxonomy places the organism in Eukaryota, Viridiplantae, Streptophyta, Magnoliopsida, Fabales, Fabaceae. The record is from RefSeq and is a predicted model, not a curated record. The transcript has a single exon.
AUGACCUCUAAAUUUCAAUGGGGUCUAAAUGAGAAGAUGUCUCGGGAGAUGUCAAAUUGCGACAUCCGAGAGUUUAGUAGAUUCGUGAACCAAUGCCGGAAAGUGGAAGAAGUUUAUGGUGUGCCGAAAAGUAAGAAGUCUUCCAAGGCACAAGCAUCUGGUGCUAGUGGAGCAACUGGCUCUACUUUAGAAAAGAGUAAGAAAAUGGAUGAAAAGAAGAAAUUACAAGCUAAACAAUCUGAGGAAAAGUUUAAGAGAAGCGGGAGUCAACAGAGUUGGGACAAUGAAAGACCUCUUGUGCCCCAGUGUGACAACUGUGGGAGGCAUCACAAGGGCGUUUGUUUGAUGGGCCAGAACGUAUGUUUUAAGUGUGGUAGACCUGGUCACUAUGCGAGGGAUUGUCCCCAGAUUGUGGGACGAGUUGCUCAUGUGCAAGUGGCCUCUGAUCUUCCAGCAGCGGCACAUGUUAGCACUUCGACCCAACCCCAGCUAGAGAGGUUCCCAUACUUGAUGGGAGGUAUGACGCAUGUAGAUUAA